GCGUGCAGGGGCGUGCGGGGCUGGGGUCAAGACUAGAGUCUCCUACGCGCGUGACAGACUUGCGGAAGGCGGGCCGCCUUCAGUUGCUGCGUUCGGCUGUAGCCCGUGAGGCGCGGCGGCGGCCUGGGAGGAAGCUGCGCGCCAGCGUCUGGUGAGAGCCCCGCGUCGGCCGGGACCCGGGGGACGCGCCGGGGAGAGCAUCCUCCGGGCCCCCCCGCGGCCUCCUGCUCCGGCCCCUGUCUCGUGGCCUCCGCAGUCCCGCGGCUUGGACCUCCCGGCGUUCCCAGGCCCGCACAAGACCCGGGCGUCGCCCUGUCUUCCGCAGGCCUACGUGCCAGGGCCCCUCUGUGUUACCGGCACGGGGAGCAGACAGGAACUCUAUUUUAAGAACGUCUCAAAACAAAAGAAACAAGUCAUGGAGAAGAAUGGGAAUAACGGAAAACUUCGGGUUUGUGUUGCCACUUGCAACCGUGCUGAUUAUUCUAAACUUGCCCCGAUCAUGUUUGGCAUUAAAAUGGAACCUGAGUUCUUUGAACUUGAUGUGGUGGUACUUGGCUCUCACCUGAUAGAUGACUAUGGGAACACAUACCGCAUGAUUGAACAAGAUGACUUUGACAUUAACACCAGGCUGCACACAAUUGUUAGAGGGGAAGAUGAGGCAGCCAUGGUAGAAUCAGUGGGCUUGGCCCUAGUGAAGCUACCAGAUGUCCUUAAUCGCUUGAAGCCUGAUAUCAUGAUUGUUCACGGAGACAGGUUUGAUGCCCUGGCUCUGGCUACAUCUGCCGCCUUGAUGAAUAUCCGAAUCCUUCACAUUGAAGGUGGGGAAGUCAGUGGGACCAUUGACGAUUCUAUCAGACAUGCCAUAACCAAACUGGCUCAUUAUCAUGUAUGCUGCACCCGGAGUGCGGAGCAGCACCUGAUAUCCAUGUGUGAGGACCAUGACCGCAUCCUUCUGGCGGGCUGCCCCUCCUAUGACAAGCUUCUCUCUGCCAAGAACAAAGACUACAUGAGCAUUAUUCGGAUGUGGUUAGGUGACGAUGUAAAAUCUAAAGAUUACAUUGUUGCGCUACAGCACCCUGUGACCACUGACAUUAAGCAUUCCAUAAAAAUGUUUGAAUUAACACUGGAUGCGCUUAUCUCAUUUAACAAGCGGACCCUAGUUCUGUUUCCAAACAUUGAUGCAGGGAGCAAAGAGAUGGUUCGAGUGAUGCGGAAGAAGGGCAUUGAGCAUCAUCCCAAUUUCCGUGCAGUGAAACAUGUCCCAUUUGACCAGUUUAUACAGCUGGUCGCCCAUGCUGGGUGUAUGAUUGGGAACAGCAGCUGUGGAGUACGAGAGGUUGGAGCUUUUGGAACACCUGUGAUCAAUCUGGGAACACGUCAGAUUGGAAGAGAAACAGGGGAGAAUGUCCUUCAUGUCCGGGAUGCCGAUACCCAAGACAAAAUACUGCAAGCAUUGCACCUUCAGUUUGGUAAACAAUACCCUUGUUCAAAGAUCUAUGGGGAUGGAAAUGCUGUUCCGAGGAUUUUGAAGUUUCUUAAAUCUAUUGAUCUCCAAGAGCCACUACAAAAGAAAUUCUGCUUUCCUCCUGUGAAGGAGAAUAUCUCUCAAGAUAUUGACCAUAUUCUUGAAACUCUAAGUGCCUUGGCUGUUGAUCUCGGUGGGACAAACCUCCGUGUCGCAAUAGUCAGCAUGAAGGGUGAAAUUGUUAAGAAGUAUACUCAGUUCAAUCCUAAAACCUACGAAGAGAGGAUUAAUUUAAUCCUACAGAUGUGUGUAGAAGCUGCGGCAGAAGCUGUAAAACUGAACUGCAGAAUUUUGGGAGUAGGUAUUUCUACGGGCGGCCGUGUAAAUCCUCGGGAAGGAGUUGUGCUGCAUUCAACCAAACUGAUUCAAGAGUGGAACUCUGUGGACCUCAGGAGCCCGCUCUCUGACACCUUGCAUCUCCCCGUGUGGGUGGACAACGAUGGCAAUUGUGCUGCCCUGGCAGAAAGGAAAUUUGGCCAAGGAAAGGGCCUGGAAAACUUUGUGACACUUAUCACAGGCACAGGGAUCGGCGGGGGGAUCAUCCAUCAGCACGAGCUGAUCCACGGAAGCUCCUUCUGUGCUGCAGAACUUGGCCACCUUGUUGUGUCUCUGGAUGGGCCUGACUGUUCCUGUGGAGGUCGUGGAUGUAUUGAAGCCUAUGCCUCUGGAACGGCCUUGCAGAGGGAAGCAAAGAAGCUACAUGAUGAGGACCUGCUCUUGGUGGAAGGGAUGGCAGUGCCGAAAGACGAGGCCGUGAGCGCGGCCCAUCUCAUCCAAGCUGCGAAACUUGGCAACGUCAAGGCCCAGAGCAUCUUGAGAACAGCUGGAACGGCUUUGGGUCUUGGGGUUGUGAACAUCCUCCACACCAUAAAUCCUUCCCUUGUGAUCCUCUCUGGAGUCCUAGCCAGUCACUACAUCCACAUCGUCAAAGACGUCAUCCGCCAGCAAGCCUUGUCCUCGGUUCAGGAUGUAGACGUGGUGGUGUCGGAUUUGGUGGACCCUGCCCUGCUCGGUGCCGCCAGCAUGGUUCUGGACUACACGACUCGCAGGAUCUGCUAGGCCUCCCAGGGGUGCACCCGGACCGAGACUCUAAGCUGCUUCGUGGAAUCAGGUUGUCUUUUAGACAAGCAUUUCUUAAAAAGCAGAUUUGGUAUUUAAAUUUGGUAUUUGGCAGGUGACUUCGGCAGUUAAAUUUUUGCUUUUAGUCUCCUCUUCCGAAGCCACCUUUCCCAACCCCCAUUUUUGUAGAUGCUGCUCCUUCUGGGGUCAUUUCAGCUCAAACCCUCUAAGCACCAGUCACAAUCUUCUGUGCCAAAGUUGCUGUGACAGUAGACAAGGACACCUCAGGGCUUUGCUACUAGAUGGACCACGUAGACCUACAGGCCUUGCCUGAGGCGGGGCCUCAAGACUGGAGUGUAGAUCGUUCAUCCUUCCUCCUCUGGCCCUAAACUCCGAUUGCAGAAAGGGAUCCGGUCAGGAAACAGAAGGAAAUAACACUGUGAAAGGCUUGAGUAAACUUUUU
Messenger RNA from Lutra lutra (Eurasian river otter), 3047 nucleotides. It is a transcript of the gene GNE, whose product is annotated as glucosamine (UDP-N-acetyl)-2-epimerase/N-acetylmannosamine kinase. Lineage: Eukaryota; Metazoa; Chordata; Mammalia; Carnivora; Mustelidae. The record is from RefSeq and is a predicted model, not a curated record. The transcript has 12 exons. Bases 416 to 2584 code for a protein of 722 amino acids. Gene Ontology annotation, molecular function: UDP-N-acetylglucosamine 2-epimerase activity; hydrolase activity, hydrolyzing O-glycosyl compounds; N-acylmannosamine kinase activity. Gene Ontology annotation, biological process: UDP-N-acetylglucosamine metabolic process.